CUCUGUCAUAGUUCGGUUCUUGGAUUUUCUCAGUCCCUGAAGCUUUCUUUUCUUCUACAUUUACUUGAGUUGAAGGAUUUUUCUUUUGGAGGUUGCCAGUUAGAGAGAGAGAAAGCCACGGAUUGAGAGAGAAUGGGGAGCAAUACAUUGGUGGGGUUUCAAGACCAUCUGAAAUUAGCGAGGGAAUACGCUCUUGAGGGGCUGUAUGACACUUCGAUAAUCUUCUUUGAUGGUGUUAUAGCUCAGAUCAACAAGCACCUUAGUUCAGUCGAUGACCCUUUAAUGCGUGCAAAAUGGAUGAAUGUGAAAAAAGCCCUUUCUGAGGAGAUAGAAGUUGUAAAGCAGUUAGAUGCAGAGAGAAAGGCUUUUAAGGAAACACCCAUGGGUCGGCGUGCAGCUUCUCCUCCAAUUCAUGCCAAAUCAUCAUUUGUUUUUCAACCAUUAGAUGAGUACCCAACUUCUUCAGCUCCUCCGAUGGAUGAUCCUGAUGUAUGGAGGCCUCCAAGUAGGGACUCUUCAAGUAGAAGACCUGCAAGGGCUGGUCAAGUUGGUAUGAGGAAAUCACCACAGGAUGGGGCUUGGGCUCGUGGUUCCACCAGACCAAAUACUACCACUCGUGGUGCAAAGGCUGGUGGUUCAAGUCGUGCCAACUCUGGUGUCCGUGCAUCAACUACUGGAAAGAAGGGUGCUAGUACUACUGGUAAAUCCAGCAAGUCAGAUUCUGCAAAUGGUGAUGAUGAAGGAAAGUCUAAGAAGGGACAGUACGAGGGACCUGAUCCUGAUUUAGCUGCUAUGCUUGAAAGAGAUGUGUUGGAGACCAGUCCAGGAGUGAGAUGGGAUGAUGUUGCGGGCCUGAGUGAAGCAAAAAGACUUCUGGAGGAAGCUGUCGUUCUUCCCCUGUGGAUGCCAGAAUAUUUUCAGGGAAUAAGGAGACCAUGGAAAGGAGUCUUAAUGUUUGGCCCACCUGGGACUGGGAAGACAUUACUUGCUAAAGCUGUGGCCACUGAGUGUGGCACAACUUUUUUCAAUGUUUCUUCUGCCACCUUGGCUUCAAAAUGGCGUGGAGAGAGUGAGCGCAUGGUUCGAUGCCUUUUUGAACUUGCAAGAGCUUAUGCACCAAGUACUAUCUUUAUCGAUGAAAUUGACUCUUUAUGUAAUGCUCGUGGGGCUUCUGGUGAGCAUGAAUCAUCCAGAAGAGUGAAGUCUGAACUUUUAGUUCAGGUGGAUGGUGUAAACAAUAGUUCCUCAGGCGAUGAUGGUGGCCGUAAAAUUGUGAUGGUUUUGGCUGCUACAAACUUCCCGUGGGAUAUUGAUGAGGCACUUAGGAGGAGGCUUGAAAAGCGUAUUUAUAUUCCUCUUCCUAAUUUUGAGAGUAGGAAGGAGCUUAUCAGAAUAAAUCUAAAAACUGUUGAGGUGGCUCCUGAUGUGAAUAUCGACGAUGUUGCUCGCCGAACAGAAGGAUAUAGUGGGGACGAUCUCACAAAUGUCUGCAGAGAUGCUUCCUUGAAUGGAAUGAGACGUAAAAUAGCUGGAAAAACUCGCGAUGAGAUUAGGAAUAUGGCAAAGGAUGACAUUUCAAAGGACCCUGUUGCCAUGUGCGACUUCGAAGAAGCAUUGAAGAAAGUACAGCGAAGUGUUUCUGCUGCUGAUAUUGAACGGCAUGAGAAAUGGUUUUCAGAAUUUGGGUCUGCUUAAAUUGCAGACUAUUAUGAAGAUCAGUAACGGAUUAACUUCUAUCCCUUCUGCAUAGUGAUUUCUUUAUUAAUUUUGUUUUUCUAUGAUGAUCGUUGUUUUGUCACGGUGUGAUUAAUAGUAAUCCAAGUGUCGGCACCCUUUUGCUUCCUUUUACCACUGAUUCUAAGCAACUUUAUCAUUCACGAAGAGGUUGAAAUUUCGAUUGACAUUCACUUCUGCACCAUUGAAAUGCAUUAUUUUCUUUAUCAUUCACUUCUGUUGACAGAUUAUACUUUAUAUUAACCAUAUUCAAUACACAUUUAGAUGGUAAUAAGUCCUGUCCAAAACGUAAUGGAGGAUUCUUCAUAAGGUGGUUCCUUGCCUUCACACACCUUUUGAAUUCUCGAAAAUGUAUGUUUCUUUCUAAAAUACAUGAAGAAUUUGACUCUUUUGUUUAUAUUCAGGAUCGAGAAAGAAAUUGAAGUGUUCCCAGAAUCUCAAUUCCAUUGUCAUGCAGCCGAUUUCUGGUACGUACACAUUUUAAAUUAGGCCGUUUUGUUUUCCUAAUUACAUAUACUUCAUAUAUAAGCACGUUUUAGAGAUGAAAACAAAGGAGAAACAAUUUGAGUAGAUCGGUAAGGGUAAUUGUGGGGAGAUUUCUACAAUAGAAAACAUGAAUGACCUUUUGAAUUGAAAUGAAAAAUGGGCUCAUUAUAAAACCUAGAAAAGUAGUAUUGGUCUUGGAAUUGGGCCAAUGGUUAUCUGCUUGUAUCAUUCAUGGAUUGACUCAUUCAUUGAACCCUAGAAAAAGGUUGGAACUUGCCUCUAAAAAACCAAAAAAAAGCUCCAAUAAUAAAACCAUACCCCAAACCCAAACCUAAAAUCCAAAACAAAACACAAAACUCUUUUGCUUGUUUUUUGUACUGGCUCAUUCAUUCAUGGGUUUCCU
Messenger RNA from Cucurbita moschata (crookneck pumpkin), 2623 nucleotides. Its product is annotated as katanin p60 ATPase-containing subunit A1. The coding region runs from base 133 to 1695 and encodes 520 amino acids. Gene Ontology annotation, molecular function: microtubule severing ATPase activity; ATP hydrolysis activity; ATP binding. NCBI's taxonomy places the organism in Eukaryota, Viridiplantae, Streptophyta, Magnoliopsida, Cucurbitales, Cucurbitaceae. Gene Ontology annotation, cellular component: microtubule cytoskeleton. Gene Ontology annotation, biological process: microtubule severing. The transcript has 7 exons. The record is from RefSeq and is a predicted model, not a curated record.